This is a messenger RNA of Entelurus aequoreus (snake pipefish), 2676 nucleotides long. RefSeq names its product protein tyrosine phosphatase receptor type R (gene ptprr). The coding region runs from base 196 to 2124 and encodes 642 amino acids. The record is from RefSeq and is a predicted model, not a curated record. Gene Ontology annotation, biological process: protein dephosphorylation. Lineage: Eukaryota; Metazoa; Chordata; Actinopteri; Syngnathiformes; Syngnathidae. Gene Ontology annotation, molecular function: protein tyrosine phosphatase activity. The transcript is spliced from 16 exons.
UCCACAGGAUGACAUUCAUAUCACGCAAUUCUCCGUUUCUGGUGUAUAAUUGUUGAAGCAGGCAUCAUCCUCUUGAGUCUCCUCUUUUUAAUCAGGCAGUAGCAGACACGCACACACGCACACACGCAGACACGCAGACGCCCACAGCCGCAGACAGGUGUGUGUUGGUGGUGAAAGAGGUGCAAUGCAGGAAGGAUGAAGAUGGUCCUGACAAGAGGAGUGUUUCUUCUCUGCUGGCUGCUUCAGGCUGAGUCAUCCUCUGGCGACCAUAAGCUGCCACUCCACUUUAGACCACGCCCUCCUCCUGCACACACUCAGCUGGACUCCAACCUGCAGCAGGAACCUCACCACCUUCAUCAUCAUAAUCAUCAUCGUCAUCAUCCCCAUGUUGACGACGUGCACGUGGAGCAUGCCACUGUGUCUGCACACCACUUGGUUACCAUGUUUUUGGCCGUGGACGUCAGGAGGCUCAACACUGGCCUUCUUGCUAAAUUUCGGGGGGGCGUGGCAGCGGCACUGAGCGUUCCCAUCGGACGCGUCCACAUCAACCGUCUAAAUGAAGAGAAGAACGGCGUGGAGCUCUUUGUGUCGUCUGAUAGGCCGGACAUUUCUGAGCCCCGCUCAGCCGAGGAGGUCAUCCGGGCGCUGAACGUCCGGGUCCUUCAUCGGCACUUGGCGCACUUUGGCAUCACUGAAGUCUCAACAGAGAAGAACAUCCUGCAGGGUGAGCCGCAUGACCACGUGUUGACGGAAGAAAGUUACUAUGCCGCCGUCCUCUUCCUCGCUGUCUUCAUCAUCUUCAUCACCUGCUUGAUGGUGUUGUUUAGCUUGAAGGAGAAGGCCUCUGCUGAACAACUCAAAGCUCCGCCUCCUUACUUUUACUUUACCCCUAAGGUCACGCCUGACUGUGGUCAUAGGUCAAAGGUCAACAAGGCGGUAACCUUGGGGAGCAUGGUCCAAACGAAGGGGUCUUUUGCCACGACCACUCUCCAGCAGCAGCCAAUCACAGUUUUCCCUCCGUCCAGCCCCGCCCCUGUGCCUUUCAUCAACAACAUUGACCCACCUCCCCCGGUCAGCGUUGCCCCGGUAAUAAAUGAGCUGAAAACCUGCCCCUCCCCCUUCAGGAUGAAACCUGCCUCAGGACUACAAGAGAGGCGCGGCUCCAACGUUUCGCUGGUGUUGGACAUGUCGGCACUGGCCUCGGUGGAGCCUCUCGACGUUGCCGUGGUUACACCCAGGGAGACGGCAGCCCGCGAGUACCUGCUCGCCGCCAGCCGGCCGCUCACACCGCAGCAGCUCCGUGACAUCAUCGAUGACACACAGAGGCUGCACGCCGAGUUCGCUGAGAUCCCGAUGAACUUCACCGACCGAAAACAGCUGGACAUUUCCAACUACGGGACCAAGAAUCGAUACAAGACCAUCCUGCCGAACCCUCACACCAGAGUUCACCUGCAUUCCAGAGGAAGUGCCGACCCGCUGAGCUCCUACAUCAACGCCAACUACGUGCGGGGUUACCGUGGCAACGAGAAGGCCUUCAUCGCCACGCAAGGCCCCAUGGUCAACACGGUGGAUGACUUCUGGCUGAUGGCGUGGCAGGAGGCGGCGCCCGCCAUCGUCAUGAUCACCAAGCUCAAGGAGAAGAAGGAGAAGUGUGUCCUCUACUGGCCUGAGAGGCGGGGAAUCUACGGGAAGGUGGAAGUGGCGGUCAGCGGUGUGCGAAAGAGUGAACACUACACAGCUCGCCGCCUCUCACUCAAGUACAAGGAUCGAACCCACGUGCUGCAGCACUACUGGUUCACGUCGUGGCCCGACCACAAGACGCCCGACUCGGCUGUGCCCCUGCUGCAGCUGAUGGAUGACGUGGAGACGGAGCGGCGGGCGGCAUCCCCCGCGGGGCCCGUCAUAGUCCACUGCAGUGCCGGGAUCGGACGUACAGGCUGCUUCAUCGCUGCCGCCAUCGGCUGCCGGCAGCUGGAGGCGGAGGACGCGGUGGACCUGUUGGGCAUCGUGUGCCAGCUCCGGGUGGACAGGGGCGGAAUGAUCCAGACCGGCGAGCAGUACCACUUUGUUCAUCACGCCUUGAGCCUUUACCAGUCCCGGCUCUCCGCUCAAAAUGGCCGAUGAACAUCUGUGGCAACAAGAUCUCGGCAGGCGUGGACUGACAUUUAGAAGGAGGAGCCUGUUGACAUAGAUGGACACAAGAAGAGGGAAGGUAAAUUUUUGGGAGGAAGUUAGAAGUUUUAGUCUCUGGACGUUGUUAUGUUUGUGUAAACGUCACUCUAGUAACAUGUUAGCAUAGCCUGCUAGCUACUUAUAGCAUUUAGUGGCUAUCUGGAGUUUCAUUUGAACAUAAAACUGGUGCAGGCAUCUCUUUGAUUGUAAAUUAAUUUAUUUUAGUGAAUAAAAACUUUAUUUUUUUACUCUUUUCACAUGUUUUUAGUGUGCCUAGCAGCUGUUUGGCUAAAUUAGCACUUUAUGUUGACGUAUCAAUAAUGUCAAACAGAGUGUAACAUUUAAAAAAUGUUUUCCUUUACUUUCAUCGUACUGUAAUUGUUUGCUUCAAUUCCAAUGAACCUUAUUUAAACGUCUGAGCACGAGAUGGUAACCGUGUACGCGUAUGUUGUUUUUAAAGAUAAUUGACUUGUUGACACAAACCCAAAUUAAAGUCAAUUAUAA